Molecule: messenger RNA, 1685 nt
Organism: Ceratina calcarata
Lineage: Eukaryota; Metazoa; Arthropoda; Insecta; Hymenoptera; Apidae
Product: lipase 3
Exons: 8
Coding region: 454-1566 (370 amino acids)
Biological process (GO): lipid metabolic process
Molecular function (GO): hydrolase activity, acting on ester bonds
Source: RefSeq, a predicted model, not a curated record
UAUGGGCUUCUCUGUGUCCUUGUCUCAUCGCGUUUGCUCCACCUACCUUUCUAUGUAUAGUAUAAUAAUGCCAUUGAAUGACGCUCCACUAUACUACAUGGAAUUACACAGGAAGGUACGUAGGUGGGGCAAACACGAUUAGACAAAGACACAGAGGGGGGCCUGUAAGAUUGUCUUUCUCUUUUUUUCUUCUAUAGCUUCUUCGGGUUGCUAUCGCGGUCUAUUCUUACAUGUUUAUGGUCUCUGGUCGUCUCGCGUCGCGGUUCGCGGGCCGCGAACCGCGGUAAGAGGGUGUGCCUCUCUAGGGUAAAUCGGUAAAUGAAAGUUCGAGUUGUUUCAGUUUGUUUCGCAUACUACAUCGAUGGCGGAGAGGCAACAUUUCGAAUAGGAAUACGUCAUAUUGUGAUAUCAGCAUGAAUUAUCUCUACGGAUAUCAAUCGCUUAAUAAGCUUUAUGCAUCCUGAGUUGGUGAUGAAACACGGGUACGAAGCUGAAAUUCAUAAGGUGAUCACAGAGGAUGGAUACAUUUUGGAAAUACACCGACUCCCGCGUAGACGGAUCGAUUGUGAAAGUAAUUUCGCAACCGCGAAACGGCCAGUAUUAAUUCAACAUGGUUUGUCCGGUAGCUCCGCGGACUGGAUUCUUUUGGGACCAGGCAGGACUUUAGCAUACAUGCUAGUAGAUGCAGGAUACGAUGUAUGGCUCGGAAAUAACAGAGGAAACGUUUACUCGCGAAAUCACAUAUCGAUGUUGCCGAACGAACGAAAUUUUUGGAACUUUAGCUUCCACGAACUCGGGGUUUACGAUCUACCGGCGACGAUCGAUUACAUACUUGAUCGUACGAACUGUGACAAACUGUAUUAUAUAGGUCACUCGCAAGGUACCACGCAAUUUUGGGUAACGAUGUCGCAAAGGCCCAGCUAUAACGCAAAAAUUCAGUUAAUGGUCGGCCUUGCACCUGCAGCGUUUACUGGCAAUAUACACGGUCCAAUUACAAAACUCGCUAAAUUAACAUACGUAGGCGUGUGGAUCGGCGAAUUAUUCGGUUAUCCAGAAUUUCGUGCACGUUCUACUUGGGGAAAGUUCGUGGUGAACAUACUUUGCCAAGAUACCACGCAAUUCUUUUGCAACAACAUUUUAUUUCUGGUUAGCGGCUUCAACCAAGCGGAGCUGAGCGCGAUGAACUUGACAGCGAUUAUGACUUACGUUCCCGCUGGUGCUUCCUGGAAGCAAGUGGUUCACUUCGGGCAAGGAUACGUGCAUCCAGAUCACUUUAGACAGUUCGAUUAUGGUAGCGUUGAAAAGAAUUAUCAAGUCUACAACUCGUCAGAGCCGCCUGAAUACGAGUUGAACAAAGUAACAGCGCCAGUUGCACUCUUCAGCAGUGAGCAUGACGUACUUGCAGAUAUUAAGGAUGUUGAUCUGUUGAAAACAAAACUCGGUAACGUAUUAUUCCAUGAAAGAAUAUCUCUUAAAUCUUUCAGCCAUUAUGACUUCAUUUGGGGAAAGUCCGCAGUGUCGACCGUAUUUGGACCGAUAUUAAAAUUGUUAGCACUCUAUGACUAAGAGCUACGUUACAGUAUCUCAUUGUUAUGUCAUUGUCAGCUUCUUUAUUCCACAAUUAUAUCUAUGCAACGUAGGUCUAAAAAUAAUUUGAAGCAAAAUAAAAGGUAUGCGCUACUGAA